This is a messenger RNA of Amyelois transitella, 4638 nucleotides long. It is a transcript of the gene Achi, whose product is annotated as homeobox protein TGIF2. Gene Ontology annotation, molecular function: RNA polymerase II cis-regulatory region sequence-specific DNA binding; DNA-binding transcription factor activity, RNA polymerase II-specific. Lineage: Eukaryota; Metazoa; Arthropoda; Insecta; Lepidoptera; Pyralidae. Gene Ontology annotation, biological process: regulation of transcription by RNA polymerase II. Bases 201 to 1223 code for a protein of 340 amino acids. The record is from RefSeq and is a predicted model, not a curated record. The transcript has 7 exons.
UGUAGCAUCACGUUCCCGCCGUCCCCCGUACGUCAGUCGCGCACGGUCUGUUCGGUUUGCUGUGCUGUUCGUGUCGAAAACAAUAUUAUUUUGUUAUAUCAAUUGAUUGACUAUUGUUUAUUUUAUAUUAUUGAGUUAAAAAGUAUUGUGUUAAUGAGCGCCUGUGUGCGGAAAUCGGAAUUCGCAUGGAUUGAGUGACGAUGUUACCACCUACGGCCGGUAUAGCAGAAGAACAACGCGACCGGCCUGGCAUGGCUGCAUUCCAACAACGCCGAGACGUUAGAGAAUUGACCAGGGAUAUCAUUAGAGACGGACGAGUAUCAAAUAGACAGCAAUCAAUGUCGCCUGGAGGCCGCGAACGUUUUCCGUCGACGUCAUCGACGGACGACAACGAGAGCGGCACGGACGGGGAAGCCGACCGCUCGCGGCUGGCGCGCCAGAUCCUGCAUGGGGUACACGCGACCCCCCCGCCCGGCAUCAUAGCCGUGCGCAAACGCCGCGGCAACCUGCCCAAGACCUCGGUGAAGAUCCUCAAGAGGUGGCUAUACGACCACAGAUACAACGCCUACCCGAGUGAUGCAGAGAAACUGACGCUCAGCCACGAGGCCAAUCUUACUGUGUUGCAAGUAUGCAACUGGUUCAUAAACGCGCGCCGGCGCAUCCUGCCCGAGAUGAUAAGGCGCGAGGGCCACGACCCGCUGCACUACACCAUCUCGCGGCGCGGCCGCAAGCAGCCGGGCGGCGCCUCGGGCAGCGGCUCCGGGGUCGUCGUGUCCUGGGACGGGGUCGAGGGGGAAAUUAACGAGCAAGACCGCACCGGCGAGCAGGAGUACAGCGACGGGCUGCUGGUGUACCGCAGCGACGGCGACGAGCUCGGCGACGGCGAGGAGGGCUACUCCUCCAACGACGUCAGCGAGGAGGACGUCAAGUACGGCGCCCCCCACUGGAACUCCGUCGUGCGCUACGGCCCGGAGGACGCGCCCGCCGCGGCCGCCGGGUCUUCUUUCAGAACCGCGGCCGUGGUGACGGUGCGCACGUCGGAGGCUUCCGAGGGCGGCUGGCAGACGCAGAUCGCGCACCCGCUGCGGGGCCGGAUACAGGUGGUGCCGAGCGCGGCGCCGGCGGAGGGCGAGCGCGACAAGUUCAAGUGUCUGUACCUGCUGGUGGAGACCGCCGUGGCCGUGCGGCAGCGCGAGCAGGAGGCCGACCACCUGCCCGGCUAGUGGUUUCCUGGCCAUUUUCUAAGCGUGUGCUCGAUCACACGAGAAACGAGACCGGGCGUCGUCGGAGGAAGGGUAACUUGUAAAUGCGUUACUUCCGUUGGUCGCUCGAUGGCGAAUAUACGAAACUUCGUCGAAAAAUUUUCUAACGUGGAAAAGUUUUUUGUCAAAAUUAUUAUAAAAUGAAAGUCAAUAGAAACAGUCGUGCUAAGAAAGAUAUAAAAGAAAAAAAUGGAGAUAAUUAUAUCUCUUGUGCUAACAAUUUGUAUCGGAACCCACUAAAUAGAGUAACAAGCACAUUAUGAACGUAUUGUAUGAGAUUUUUUGUAAUUGAGUAUAAAUAUUUUAAGAUAACAAAAUUGUGCCAGAAAUAUUUUUACUUAAUUCAAAAGUACCUUUUGCAUGAUUAUGUAAACUUAAGGCAAUGUUAGAGUAUAUCUUUUGUUUUUGUAAACCCCUCUUUUAUACACUUCUUUGACACACUGGAAUUUUAUAUUCUUCAACACACGUUUUCAUAAUAUAUAAUACAAUUUUAACAGUAGAAUUUUGUUUCUUAUUGAUUUGGAAAAACAUCGUUGGUUUCAAUAUCUACUUUCAAUAUAUUAUGUCAUAUUAUAUACAAUACGACUAAUAAUCCUAACUGCAAAUCCACUGCCACACAGUAAACUAGUUAGAUCGGCCCAUACAUUAGUUUUAAAACUUUAUACGUCCUUGAAAUCUGUGAGUAGUUUUCAAUAAAAUAUAUGCUACCUUUUAUGACAAUGGGUCACGCAUUUUUCUUGUACCUAUAUCCUAUCUAGUAAGGACAAUCAGGUGCGAUUGUUAAAUAUUUUGGAAAUUAUAUGUAAAGCUAGCUUUUGCACGGGUUUCGCCCCGUGGAUAAUUCCAAAAAAAAAAAGGAAUCUAUGUUACUCGUGAUGGUCUAUUCUAUACCUGUGCCGAAUUUCGUGUAAAUCAGUCUAGAGAGGUUAGUGCGAAUUUUACUUGAUCAAACGUUUUGAGCAAGUAAUCACGAAUUUGUAUGGAAUUGCAUUAGUGCCAUCGCGUUACCACUAGGUGGCGCUAAUCGAAUCACACACAAAUUCGCGUUUACUUGCUCGACGCGUUUGAUCGAUUAAAACUCGCAUUAACCCCUCAGUUGCUUGUACUUUAUUAGUAAUCUUAAAUAACGCAUCACCAUAAAAUAGCGAAUUGAGCUACACGGGUAUUGACUUAUCUUCCCUCUGAUAAUAAGUUGAAUUGGACCAAUCGCGCCUAUAAGUUGUGAAAUGGGAGACGAAGGUCAUAAUCAUCCCUAAAAUAAUUAUUGGGUACUCCUACUAUAACAGUAAAAUAUUUUUAUUUUUUUGGUAAAUAUUAUUGUUGAUAAACAUUUUACCUAUCUAAGGUUUUGCCUGUUUUUAUCAGCUGUAUAUUGUUAAACUCCAAUCCAUGCCUUAGCAUAGAGUGCUUAAGACUAUUUAUUUCAAUAAAUUGAAGUCACAUGUUGUAUGAAAAGUUUGAGUGAUAUACCAGUUUUAUUUUUAUAUUAUUCAUUCAGAAUGACGCCAUUUGUCCCGCUGCAAUACUUGUGAGCUAUGAGGAAAAAAAUUACCCGUAGUCCCAAUUUUUGGGGGCAGUGGUGGGAUCACAAAUAAAAAGCGGAUUUGUAAACGCUCCUGAAUGCACGUUAUCCUUAAAAUAUAGUGAUCACACUCAUCGAUAUGUAUCAAGUGGACGAAAAAUAUUUUAUCAAUAGUUUUAUAAGCAAUAUGUAUUUUAUGUAUAUUUAUAAUUAUUAUGAGGUUAGAGGCAUGAUUUGGUCUAUUAAUAUUUAUAUAAUAUUAUCAGUCUGAAUAUAGUCUAGUUUAACAUAGAACUUAGAUGUACCAUUGAUCAUAAAAGGGAAAAAUUAUCCGUGUAAAUAAUUACUCGUAUAUAUUUUCUUUGUAGGUAUAUUGUGCAAUUUGUUUGCCAAAUCAAGUUUGUGAAAAGACUGUAAGGUUUCUCAUCAUAUGAAACAGUUCCUUAGUUUUCUAUUAUAUUGUAGAUCGCGAGAAUUAAUCCGAAAAAAAAUUGCAUGAAAAUUACGGUUAAUUAAUUGAAACUGAUCUUUAAACAAUGUAUAUUACUUAAAAUUAGGUUUUUAGACGCCGGUAAAUCACAAUCUUAAGUUAGUUUUUAACCUUUUACGUGGCGAUUAAUUUUAUUCAACAAUAUCUUCGCUGUGAAUUGAAUAAACCUCAACGUAAUUCGUACAUUAUGUACACAUCUUCAGCAAAUGUAAUCCAAAUAGUUAUAUUUUCGACAUUUCUGCUUUCUAUGACAUGAUUUUUAAUAUAAAGGCUUAUUCACACGGCGAAGCUUGUUUUUGUAUUUACGUUGUGUUUUGCAUUUGUGCCGUGUGAUAACGCCCGAACACUAUGCGUCGAUCUUAGAUCGUAUUGGGAUAGUUUUUGUUUUGUUCUUUAUGCUUAGUGGCUUAGCGCUUUGUUAUUAUGGCGAUUUGUGGCGUUUGACGUCACUAGUGCAAAUAACUUUGGUCGGAAAGUGUGUGUAACUCAAUACGUUGACCAAAAAUUAUACUUUAGGUGCAAAAAAUUGAGUAAAUACUAAAAAGUUGACAUUCGAAAUUUGCAGUAUCAAUUUUUUAUAUAAAAAAUCUUCUACGCAUCGUAUACCAUAGAGUUUAAUUUUGAUUCAACUUUUGUGCACUGCUACAUUAGUGAAUAGUCACACUGAAUCUUAUCAUAUAUGUUUUUAAACAACAGUAUUGAAAAGUACAGGAGUCAUUUAUCAAUAGUGUAUCUCAGUUACCGCUAGCUUGGGAUCCGCGGGGCAAACAAGUCCCCGUAGCACGCGCGACGCCGUUUUUAUCGCGCGAUAAAUUAUCACUGUUUCACUUUUUAUUAUGACGUCAAACAGGACAGCAAUACACGAUGAUACUCGUGUAUUUUUACGGUGGCUGGUCACCAUUCUUUCCAACCAAUGUUGUUUGUAGUAACUAAGUCACAAGCUACUAAGCACAAGUUGCAAAAGGAUGCGUAUUAGUGACAGGCACGAACGGGAUGUUAUUUUAAUUGAUUGUCUAUUAAUUAAUAUUAGUUUUGAAGGCUUUUUAUUUUAAGGUAAGCUAUGUGUAUGAACAAGCAAAUUUAGGUUAUUUUUUAGAUAUAAUCGAGUCAUCUCAGAAGUUUUGAGUAGCUAUAAUAUGUUUAUUGUGCCUCUUGUGAAUGCGCGGAAUUUUAUUUGCUUUAGUCUAAGGUGUAUUUUCGUUCAGUUUUCGUCCUAAGAAUGUUUUAGUUUACCUGAGUACAAUAACAGGUUCAGGCGUACCACGUAUGUCUUAGCGACUAGAUUUACUGUCUGUACAUAAUAUGUAACCUUGUGUAAGAGCGAAAUUGUUAGCGAUUUAAAUGAAUAAAAUUGAUUUCACUAG